Molecule: messenger RNA, 1495 nt
Organism: Paramecium sonneborni
Lineage: Eukaryota; Ciliophora; Oligohymenophorea; Peniculida; Parameciidae
Source: the annotation of a GenBank genome assembly
AUUCUAUUAAUGAUGAAAAGUUUUAUAACAAUUCAGACAUUGCCUCCUUCAUUUGCUCAACAAAUUACAGUUGAAGCUAAUUUUUAUUAUAUCAGAGAUUUGAUUGAAAAAUGUGAAGAAUAACUUUAAUCAAAUGUCUAACUAUUUUAUGAUCGAGAAGGUAGAUAGCAAAUAAAUUCUGAUUUUACCCUUUAAGAAGCGAAUAUUUAGAAUAUUAUUAUUUAUGCAAAAGUAAUUGGUUAAGAAUCAUUGUCUUCUUCAUAUCCAAAUGUAACAUGUUGGUUUAAAAGAGAUGGAAUCGAAUUAGACUGUGGAGUUUCAUUAAGAUCAGAUUUUACAUUUGAAGAAGUAUUACGAAUGAAAUUUCUAGGUAUUAGAGGAUGCCAAAUCGAAGUUUAUUAUAAAUGAUAUACCAUAAUCAAUAGUUGUGACUGAUAUAAAUCAAACUUAAAAAUUAGCAACUUUGAUGGAAAUGUAAAUGUUUAAGCUUAAGGAUCGUUGGGGAGAUAUUUCAAAUCCUUAAUUAAUUAUACACUUCAAUUCUGAUAAUUAAGAACCUAUCGUUGAAUUAUUAUCCUAAAAUUAAAACAACUUAGCUUUUGCUUCUAAAUUUUAAAAUGGAACAGCUCUAAAAUUUGGAAAUGCAAUAGCUUAACAAUUUGGAAAUGGAACAGCAUAAUAAUAAUUUGGAAAUGGAACAGUAUAAUAACAAUUUGGAAAUGCAACAUAACAAUAAUUUGGAAAUGGUACAUAAUAAUAAUUUGGAAAUGGAACAUAAUAAUAUUUUAAAAAUUAAAUAUCUUAAACUAUUCAAUAAAAUCAAUCGUAAACAAAUUAAUAAUUUUCAAUUAAACCUAAUUUUUCUUUGCAAAAAAAUCCUUAAUCAACCUAAAAUUUUAUAAAUUUUAAUGUUUCUUCUUCAAAUUAAGAUAUAAAAACAUAAAAUAUGGUCCAAUAAACUUAAACUUAAGUUUAAUCAAAUCCUUAAAAAUUUGUUCCUUAACCUUUUGCACCUAUUUUAAAAAAUCAAGCUAUAACGCCAUAGAAAUUUUAAAAUAACAUAUUAAUUCAAUACUAAUAAUAACAAUAAUAAUAAUAAUAAUAGUAAUAAUAAUAAUAAUAGUAAUAAUAGUAAUAAUUAUAAUAGUCAUAGUAUUAAUAAAAAUAGUUAUAAUAAUAGUAACAACAAAAUAUGAAUGAUGAAAUUAGUUCUGUCGAAGCUAUGGCUUAGAAGAGAUUAGAUUGUUAGAUAUAAUUAGGAAAAUUUAUUCUUUUUUUUAAUGAAACAGGGGAUUUUAUUUUGUACUCAUGUGCUGAUCCUAAGUUAAAAGGCUAUUUUUUAUAAAAUAAAGGCAAGAAUUUGAAUCUGUAAAAUGAAUAAAGCUACAAAUGGAUAUCAAAAUUUGGAGUGAAUGUAGCUGAAAAUUAUAAAAAAGGAUUUAUAAUUAAAUGGAAAAAUAAUACUUAUAAUUCUUUUACAAUGACAUAUUAUUGA